UUACGCACUUUAUAUUCACCGCAUUGGGUACAAAUGGAAUGUUAUACCUAUCAUUGAAGCAAGAUAAACCCCUUUUUUCUCACAGGAACAUGAUCUAAUGCUCCCAAAGUAUUCCACACUCAUCCACCCAACUUUUGCACAUAAAUUCUCAACCUCCUUAACUCACAACCUCAAAACCCACUUCUCUACCUUUGCACCCUCCUCACAAACUUCCCCACAAAACCCAAUUGGUCACCUUCUCCAAAAAUGCAUUGCUUUCCUGCAAUGCUGUGCAUCCUCCAAGUCCAAACUGCAGCAAAUCCAUGCCUUCUCCAUAAGGCAUGGGGUACCACUCAGCAACCCAGACAUGGGCAAACACCUCAUCUUCUCCAUAGUCUCUCUCUCUGCUCCAGUUUCCUAUGCCCACCAAAUAUUUUCCCAAAUAAAAAACCCCAAUGUGUUCACAUGGAACACCAUGAUCAGAGGCUAUGCUGAGUGUCAGAACCCAGUUCCUGUCAUCCAACUUUACCACCAGAUGCAUCAAAGUUCCGUGCAACCUGAUACACACACUUACCCUUUUCUUUUGAAGGCUGUGGCUAAGUUGAUGGAUGUUGGAGAGGGUGAGAAGAUACAUUCUGUUGUCGUAAGAAAUGGGUUUGAGUCAUUGGUGUUUGUUAAGAACGCAUUGCUUCAUGUUUAUGCCUGUUGUGGGCAUGUUGAGAGUGCACACAAGGUGUUUGAAUCAAUGUCUGAGAGAGACCUUGUCGCUUGGAAUUCUGUGAUUAAUGCGUUUGCUUUAAACGGGAGGCCGAACGAGGCUCUGACGAUUUUCAGGGAUAUGAGUUUGGAAGGUGUUGAGCCGGAUGGGUUCACCAUGGUUAGCUUGUUAUCUGCUUGUGCUGAGAUUGGGACUUUGGCUUUGGGUAGGAGGAUCCAUGUGUAUAUGUUGAAGGUGGGAUUGACGGGAAAUUCGCAUGCUACGAAUGCGCUGCUGGAUCUUUAUGCAAAGUGCGGAAGCAUUAGAGAGGCGCAGAAGGUGUUUGAAGUGAUGGACGAAAGGAGUGUGGUUUCUUGGACUGCUUUAGUUGUUGGGUUGGCUGUUAAUGGGUUUGGUAUGGAAGCACUUGAGCUUUUCAAGGAGUUGAAGGGAGAGGGAUUGGUGCCCACUGAGAUCACUUUUGUCGGCGUAUUGUAUGCCUGCAGCCAUUGUGGGAUGGUUGAUGAAGGCUUUGAAUACUUUCGAAUGAUGAAAGAGGGGUAUGGAAUUGCGCCGAGAAUAGAACAUUAUGGUUGUAUGGUUGAUUUGUUAGGCAGGGCGGGCUUAGUGAAACGAGCAUAUGAAUACAUUAUGAACAUGCCCAUGAAGCCGAAUGCUGUUAUUUGGAGGACCUUAUUAGGAGCGUGCACGAUACACGGGCAGUUGGCUCUUGGGGAGACUGCAAGAGCACGCAUCCGCGAGUUAGAGCCUGGACACAGUGGGGAUUAUGUGCUCCUCUCCAAUCUCUAUGCAUCUGAACACCGUUGGUCAGACGUCCAAAAGGUCAGGAGGACAAUGCUUAGUGAAGGGGUGAGGAAAACUCCCGGAUAUAGUAUUGUUGAGCUGAGGAAUUGUAUUUAUGAGUUCACUAUGGGUGACAGAUCUCAUCCACAAAGUGAAGAGAUAUACGCAAUGCUAGCAGAGAUCGCGCGAUUGUUGAAACCGAAAGGGUACGUGCCACAUACGGCAAAUGUUCUUGCGGACAUAGAGGAGGAGGAGAAAGAAAAUGCUUUGUCGUAUCAUAGUGAAAAGAUUGCAGUUGCCUUUAUGCUCCUAAAUACUGCACCAGGGGUCCCGAUUAGGAUUUGGAAGAACUUGAGAGUUUGUGCAGAUUGUCAUCUUGCAUUUAAACUCAUAUCGAAGGUUUAUGAUCGGGAGAUUGUUGUGAGGGAUCGUAGUCGGUUUCACCAUUUUAGAGAUGGUUCUUGUUCUUGUAGAGAUUACUGGUAACAUUUGCAGCAAGUUGUUUCAUAUUUGUCAAACUCGAACGAUAAUGAGCAUGUUUACGCGAGAUUUGGCAUAGUACGUGUCAUAGUUUAAAUGGACAUGAUAUAUUAUUCAUUGCCCAUCCAAUUAGUGGCGAAUUCAUGAUUCAAA
Molecule: messenger RNA, 2113 nt
Organism: Malus domestica (apple)
Lineage: Eukaryota; Viridiplantae; Streptophyta; Magnoliopsida; Rosales; Rosaceae
Product: pentatricopeptide repeat-containing protein At4g21065
Biological process (GO): RNA modification
Cellular component (GO): intracellular membrane-bounded organelle
Molecular function (GO): zinc ion binding; protein binding; RNA binding
Source: RefSeq, a predicted model, not a curated record